UCCCCCCCAGGUCAGGUGCAGGUUGCAGUGAUGGCUGCUUUGAUGCUGGGUACAACUAUUGAUGCUGGGUACCGCCACUUUGACUGUGCCUACGUGUACCAGAAUGAGAAGGAAAUUGGGGAGGGGAUCCAGCAGAAAAUCAAGGAAGGUGUUGUGAAGCGAGACGACCUCUUUAUUGUCAGUAAGCUGUGGUGCACGUUUCAUGACAAACCUCUGGUGAAGGGAGCCUGCCAGAAGACUCUUGAUGACCUGAAACUGGAUUACCUGGAUCUCUACCUCAUCCACUGGCCUCUUGGAUUGAAGGCAGGAGAGGAGCUGCUUCCUACAGAUGACAAAGGCAUGUCUAUACCGAGCAACACAGAUAUUCUACAGACAUGGGAGGCCAUGGAAGAGCUGGUGGAUGCUGGUCUGGUAAAAGCCAUUGGAAUCUCCAACUUUAACCGUGAGCAGAUUGAAAGAAUCUUGAACAAGCCAGGGCUGAAAUACAAGCCUGCAAAUAACCAGAUUGAAAGUCAUCCAUACCUUUCCCAGGAGAAACUUAUCAACUAUUGCCAAUCCAAAGGGAUCACUGUGACAGCAUACUGUCCCCUUGGACGCCCUGACAGGGAUAAGCCAGAGAUCAUUUCCAUUCUGGAUGACCCCAAGAUCAAAGAGAUUGCAGCCAAACACAACAAAACCCCAGCACAGGUUCUCCUUCGCUUCCAGAUCCAGAGAAAUGUGAUUGUGAUUCCCAAGUCUGUCACACCACAGCGCAUUGUGGAGAACUCCAAGGUGUUUGACUUUGAAUUGACUAAAGAGGAGAUGGCAACCCUUCUUAGCUUUAACAGGAACUGGAGGAUCUGUGAAAUGAACAUGUGCAAAAAUCACAAGGAGUACCCUUUCAAUGCAGAAUAUUGAAGACAGUUUUAUCCUGCCCU
Messenger RNA from Nestor notabilis (Kea), 917 nucleotides. RefSeq names its product aldose reductase-like. Gene Ontology annotation, cellular component: cytosol. The record is from RefSeq and is a predicted model, not a curated record. Gene Ontology annotation, molecular function: aldose reductase (NADPH) activity. NCBI's taxonomy places the organism in Eukaryota, Metazoa, Chordata, Aves, Psittaciformes, Psittacidae.